Sus scrofa (pig) is the source of this 984-nucleotide messenger RNA. RefSeq names its product olfactory receptor 5T17-like. The record is from RefSeq and is a predicted model, not a curated record. Gene Ontology annotation, molecular function: olfactory receptor activity; G protein-coupled receptor activity. Gene Ontology annotation, cellular component: membrane. Gene Ontology annotation, biological process: G protein-coupled receptor signaling pathway. Lineage: Eukaryota; Metazoa; Chordata; Mammalia; Artiodactyla; Suidae.
AACUUAAUAACUGAAAUGUCAGGGUUGCCAUCAGACAUGGAUUUACACAGCGUUCAGAUGAAAAAUGUGACUGAUGUCACCAUGUUUAUAUUGAUAGGCUUUACAGAUGAUUUUGAGCUGCAAGUUUUCCUAUUUUUCCUAUUUCUAGCAAUCUAUCUUUUUACUCUGAUAGGAAAUUUGGGAUUGGUUUUAUUGGUCAUCAUCGAUUCUCGGCUCCACAACCCUAUGUACUGUUUUCUUAGUGCCUUAUCAUUCUUGGAUGCUUGCUAUUCCUCAGUUAUCACCCAAAUGUUGGUCAAUUUCCUAUCAGAGAAUAAAACUAUUUCCUAUCUUGGAUGUGCAGCACAGAUGUUUCUCUUUCUCACUUUUGGGACCACAGAAUGCUUUAUCUUGGCUGCAAUGGCAUAUGAUCGCUAUGAAGCCAUCUACAGGCCCCUCCUAUAUUCAGUUAGAAUGUCACCCAGAGUCUAUGUGCCACUUAUAAUCUUCUGCUACAUUGGUGGCAUUUUGCAUGGUGCUUUACACACAGUGGCUACUUUUAGCCUAUCCUUCUGUGCAUCUAAUGAAAUUAGACAUGUCUUCUGUGACAUCCCUCCACUCCUUGCUCUUUCCUGCACUGACACUCACACAAACCAGCUUCUUGUCUUCUACUUUUCCGGCUCUAUUGAGAUAUCCACUAUAUCGAUUGUCCUGGUCUCUUACGGUUUCAUUCUGUCGGCCAUUCUGAGGAUGCAUUCCGCUGAAGGGAGAAGAAAAGUCUUCUCUACAUGUGGCUCUCAUCUAACUGGAGUGUCAAUUUUUCAUGGCACUGUUCUUUUCAUGUACGUGAGACCAAAUUCCAGCUAUGCCUUGGAUCAUGACAUGAUAGUGUCUGUGUUUUAUACUAUUGUGAUUCCCAUGCUGAAUCCCAUCAUCUAUAGUUUGAGGAACAAGGAUGUAAAAGAGGCAGUGAAGAGAGUGUUUGGGAAAAAAAUGAUUUGCUAA